CUCCCUUUUACCACGAAUCGUGCCUACCAUUACUUGUACUCCCCGCCUUUUACAUCAUCUUCAUGCCAAUUGGCAAUUCACUCUGGCGAUGGUUUGCUUAGCUUACUGAGGUCCUGCCACAUGAAAACAAACAAACCUGAUCAAUCACCAAUACCUACCUCCAUACCUUACGGAGCUUUCCUCGCUAGAUCUUCUGCCCUCUCAGUUUAGACGAGUCAGCUUGACCUCUCAUUGCUGCCCUCUUGUUCAAUCGAUGACCACCAUCUGCUCAAAACACUUUGACUUGCAUAUAACUAAACACGAUUCAUUUGAUCCGGGCUAUCCACUAGAUCACGAGGACUUGGAGCGGACUGCUUGCUUAUCCAUUGGAUUGAUGCGCAUACUGUACUUAUCUUAUCGUACACUAUCUUAUGUACCUCUUCACCUUUCCUCUCGCUUGCUCUAUCCGAGUUCCCUUGCUCCAGUUCUAGUUUCACCGAGUAUUGCGGUGUUGACCGUCUAGUCUUGUCGGAUGGUUUUUGCUCUACCCGUUCAAUUACGAGGCUGCCCCGCCGCCUAACUCCCAGCACUUAGCCAACGCCAACAGCAGCAACUCAGCGGCCCCUCCAGCGGGUUGAGCGCCACCUCAUCAGCAGCCUAAGUGUGAGGUGCCUGCCCCUCGACGCCCUGGAAGUCCCCGCCAGCAAGUACUGGUACUGGACAUCGCUUAUUGAGUGCCUACAUUCACUAACGAUUCUCGUACCGCUACCUCGUGAGACCUUUUCAGCUUUUUUACAGUGAUCCACUUCCAUUUGCUCUAAAAGGGCCCCGUUGAAAAGGGCUCCAGAGAGACGGGACCCUUGCCACGUCGACCAGGGGGUAUCUGGGGGCCUUUGGUGUCCUUCUGAUGCGCUAAGGUCUAAAAAAAAAAGGAGGUACGUACCUGGUACACACUGAAGCCCUUAACUCCCGUUAGCACUUUCCAAGUCGCAAGGGACCAGACCAAAAGCAAAGUACAAUUCAGUGAUUGUGGGCCUUUCCCGCCCUUCCCUGUCUGUCUCUGCUUCCGCCGAAGCCUGACGUCGAUUUUCCCACUCAACCUGCAGCAUCUCGUUGGCCGCAACUGGGAAGCUACCUCCCAGUUAUUGGCUCGUUCCAUUGACCCAUUCCUUCCCUUCCUUCCCUGUCCUGCCGGCCCCCGGUGCCCUGAAAAAUUGGUCUUUCUUUCCAACACCCAUGAUCCCCCCCGGAGUCUGCACACACCCAGCACCUGCCGUUCCUUGCACUUACCUUAAUUACCUAGCACCUGCUGCUUCCUCAAUACUCUUUACCACCACACACGUUUCGCCACGCACCAAACACCUACGACAACCACGACCUCGCUCGCGUACUUGCAUUCUUUUACAUCCACAUACAUACAUACACAAUCACCGCUUAUUUUUACUGUCACCGCAGUAGCUGUACUUGUCUUGCAAUACAUCAGUACUUUCAACCUACCUACACCGUUUUGUUGCGGCCAUCCAGCCCACCAGCGCAGCGAGUUGUUCGACACGACCCUGCAGCUCUCACUCGCUUCUCCUGAUGACCAGCUUGGUACGAACGUUUUGACGACUCCACGAUGCCCUCGCAUACCCGAUAUAAUCUAGACGAUUUCGACUGUACAUCGGCGACGAUAUUGGUUGCUCAUUAUUAGCUCCAGCAUUUGGCGACGAAUUAGGAACCAUGGCCCUUUGGCCAUUCCGGCGCCGGAGUAGCCGCAAGCGCUCCCGCAGCGGCGCUGCUUUCUCAGAUGCAGAGGGCGUGCCGCUGCCUCACAACGAGGAACCCAAACUUGGUUUGAAGAAACGACGUACCGAACCGCCCAGACUUCAGCGAGCCGGUCGAACAUACAGUUUCUCUCCGGGACGCCAAGAUGACAUUCGUACCGAUCGAGAUCGCGCUGGCUCGCCAGUCCGUGAACGAACAGGCCGAACAAGAACUACUGGCAACCUUGAAGAACGUCCCGAACUCUGGGAUCGCACACCCACGCUUCGUCCGACCCACCAAGCAACAAGACAGCAGAGAAGUAAGAGGAGGAAAGAAGAACGCAACAGAGAAGCCGAGAUUAAAGCAAUGAGUAAUUUUGCUCCCGUUCGGCCUGCUACGGAACAAUGGAAUUCAGGCCGACCCAUGAAGAAAGAUUCCAAAAGAUCAAAAACUGGGGGAUUCGGAAGGCAUCGAGCUGGUCGCAAUUCGGACGUCUCACUUCCAGUACCCGGAUCAAUACACUCCAGUCUUUCGUCCGACUCGGAGUUUGGCUCAUAUAGAGUCUCUGCCCUUGCAGCUCUUGCACCUCGGCCUACACUUCGCUAUACCCCGAACGCACGAUGGACGACUCCCCAUGUGCCUACACCUCAUCGGUCUGGAUCACUAAGGAGGAAGCUUCUCGAGCAGGAGCCGAUUCCGGAAGAGACGAUGAGAUCGCACAGGCGCAUCGAUUCCCUUGCUGACGACCUCGACGCCCGCGAUCUUAGGGAACUCAUGGAAUUAGAUAAUCGACGACGAGAACUGAAAAAGCAGAAGGAGAGACAAAGAAUGGAGAGACGGAUCACACAAAGGGCAGAGAAACAACAAGCGGAACAAAUACAGGCCAGGAACACAGGCACCCCUCCGCCAGAGAAUCUUGAGAGAGGUGUCAUGGGCCGUGAACUUGUAGGGCUGGGGAUCGACCCUGCUUCCACUGUGGUCACUGAAACGAAACCUGAAGAUCCAGAGCCCAUGGACAUUACUGAAGACGAAAGGGAAAUUGAGUCUCAAAAGAAGGCCGAGGAGGAGGUCUUUCAUCGCACAGACACAGCCGCCUCUGAGCAGCCAACACCUAUGGAAGAGGUCAUUACAAAGGAUACCUCAUCGAUGCGUCAGCCCUCUGAAGAUAUGGGAAGCGUUUCUCCUGGAACAAGAUUUUCUGAUCUUUUAAGAUCGGCCAAGUCGCGAUCUAGGUCGACGAUUCGAUCUGAUCGAGAUAGGAUGGUUUCUCCGCCACCCGAGACCAUCAACGAGGAGGAUGUUCACAUGCCCAGACAAAACUCCCAAGAUUCUGACGGUAGUAAGAAUGGGUUUGCUUCUAUCAAAGCAUUCCUGCGAAUUGGAAGCAAACGGCAACGACGUGAAGGACCAUCGUCCUUUGCCAAUACCUCUCGGGAGGAGAUGCAGGCAGCCGCAGCUCAGUCAAGAGCACAGGCGCAAGCCUACGCCCUCGCUAAGCUCGAGGGUGAGGACUCGCCCAACUCUUCAAGCGGUAACUAUCUAUCCCGUAAACCAAGCAUUGGCGCCCCGAAGAGGACGCGCUCUCGGUUCCGGGAAGACUUACCUGAGUUGCCUCUCUCACCGCCAGCUUCACGCGUUCAGUCGCCCGAAGCGGAGCCCCCCAUGCCCAUUCUCACCGAACAAAAGAUCCGUGAAAUGGAGGAAUUGAGGUCCUUGGGCGUGCGCUAUGACACACCAACAUCGGGACACCGAUCCGCUGAGGCCAUCCGCCGUACGCCUUCGACAGUAGAGCGUGCAUAUGUUUCACCGUCACCAGAAGCUGGCAUGUCCAUGUCACUCGCCUCGAUUGACUCUGAAGGUUCCUGGCUUUCCGGUAAUGCCAGUGGCCGUCGAGCCGCCAUACGAGAUAGCAUUCGAAGGGCCAAUCAGCGUGAGCAAAACGACACGCACACGGAUUCCCCAACGAACGGCACAGAAGAAAACUUGGAGAUCGUUGGGGACGAAUAUUUAACGAAGCUCACUCCCCGAAGAAACUCGAAUUCCGAGUUCAUGGGUCGUCGUUCUGGUGAAGGACGUCCCAGCAGCGAUGAGGAAGAGUUUGCUAAUGAUGGAGAGAUGAAAUGGGGCGCUGUUGGUUCUCAGCCCCAAGUUGUGCACAGAUUCACCAUGAAGAGCCACGAGGGACUCUUGGAGCUUGAAUCUGAGGAUGAAGGGAGCCCGACAUCACCCGUAACUCCAUCGCAAGAGCUUGCCAAUGUUCAGAGCGCUAGAAGCGUCAAUCUGGGCAAAGGUCACGUUCGCAAUUUUAGCGCUGGAAGUGCUAAACUACUCGAUAUCACUCCCCGACCAUCCGUUGAUGCCACAGGGAACUCAGAGAGGCGACGAAGUCACGUCCAACCAGCCAUGUGAAAGCUAAAGUAAUCUUGAUCGUUCAGAAGAAGAGUCUCGCAACUUAACGAAUGUCGACCAAACGACACCUGUCACUCCUUUUAUUUCCUUGCCGUCUCAACUAACCUAAGUCACUCAUUUCACAUUUCCUUAUCACUAUUCUUAUCAACAAUGGAAAAUCGACCAAAAAAGAAAGAAAAAAAAAGAGGAAAACAAUAAAAUCAGCGAAGACUCUUCUUAUGACGACUCAAGACUCUCAAAUAGGCUUAUCACAUGGAUGGUACUAGAAACCGACUUGCUCCUGAUGUAUGACACGACCUUGAUGACUAUGGCGCAUUCCAAGUUCACUGCUAGGAUUUCUUUUCUCGACUACAUAUACCGCACCUUUUGAUACCCCGCGUCGACCGCCAAUUACAGAGUACUGGGAGACUCGACGCGUUUGAUUUACCAACUAUUGGUGAGGGAGCUAGUCUCCUUGGCCGGUCCCUCUUCGUGCCCAUUGGGCGCUGUCAUUCCUUGGGGAGCCGGUGUGGUUUUCCUUAUCUUGUCUGUGAGAUGAAGGGAGCAUUUUGUUUUCUACUAGCCGGGGUUUAUGGGAGGCGGGAAAAACGGGUUUGAUUUGAGCAACUGGGAUUUGCUUUUGCACUUGGGCGUCCAGAAACAUAAACUGGAAGCCCGAGAUCGAGCUUGGCGCGAGAGUGGUUGGCUGCAUGAAACAAUAGAUCUUGCGAUGCGAUAGCGCAAUGGACAUCACUGGGAAAUGAGGAUGGACAAGAUCACAAGACGAUGGACGUGUGUCUGUCCACCUCAGAGGAGGAAGAUGUAAAUGUUUGUAAGCUGAUAGGUUAAUUGACCAGAUCGAACAAUAUCCUGAGAUUAAAAGCUGUUUCACCAUACGUCAAGUGAUGGUUAUAUUAAGAUUAGCUCUGAUCCACAGCCGUAGAUGCAUGAAAUAAGUUUGUGCAUAUGUCCGUGGUCUCGGCAGUUGAAGCAGUAAUUAAUUAGAAGCUGAUCGUUGUAGAUCUCGGGAACUAGCUUAGUUGCUGUGAAUGUGGAAAUUAUCAUGGUUAUGCGUGCAUUUGGGUGUGGCAUAUCCACAAGUGUGAGAUGAUAUCGCCAUGGUUUAAGUAGGUGAAGACUGGAUAAGAGAGUGAGAGAGUUACUGAAGUCCGUGUAAAGCAUGUAGAUUAUUUGUUUGUUGUUUAAUCUGUAUCUUGAUUAGAACUGAGGCAUCAUUGAACAUGGCUCUUGAG
This is a messenger RNA of Fusarium verticillioides 7600, 5366 nucleotides long. RefSeq lists its product as hypothetical. The transcript has a single exon. Lineage: Eukaryota; Fungi; Ascomycota; Sordariomycetes; Hypocreales; Nectriaceae. Bases 1702 to 4134 code for a protein of 810 amino acids. The record is from RefSeq and is a predicted model, not a curated record.